AGUACUGUAGUAGCAGUAGGAGCGGCGGCAAUGUCGGCCUCUGCAACGGCCCCUGCUCCCGCGGAAGCGACUGGCGGCGGAGGCGGCGCCGCUGGGGACAAGCAGCACUCCUCCUCCUCCUCCGCGACCGCCACGACGGCAUCCGCCAGCGCCACCGCCACCACCCCUGUCAAUGUGGAAGGCAUCGACCUGCUGGAGAAAUGCGCCGUGUGCCGCGAGCAGCUCCGCUCCGAGCGGGACCCGCGCCUCCUGCCUUGCCUGCACACCGUCUGCAGGGAGUGCAUCAAAGUGGAGCCCGCCCCUGCGGGCAACAACAAGGAUGGCCAAGUGGUUGACUGCCCUGUGUGCAAGCACCAGUGUUACUUAAAAGACAUAGUGGAGAACUACUUUCUGAGGGAUGGUGGCACGGAGUCUUUUGGAGAUGCUAGAGAUGCCAACCAGUGUUGUACUAGCUGUGAAGAUAAUGCCCCAGCCACCAGUUUCUGUGUGGAGUGCCAGGAGCCCCUGUGUGAAACAUGUGUGGAGGCUCAUCAGAGAGUGAAAUACACAAAGGAUCACACUGUUCGAUCCACAGGCGCCACCAAAUCCCAGGAGAGAGAGAAGACAGUGUACUGUUCUGUCCACAAGCAUGAGCCACUGGUGUUGUUCUGUGACACAUGUGACACCCUGACUUGCCGGGACUGCCAGUUGAAUGCACACAAGGAUCACCAAUAUCAGUUCUUAGAGGAUGCCGUAAAAAAUCAGCGCAAGAUGCUGGCUUCGCUAGUCAAGCGCCUGGGAGAGAAAAAUGCGAAUCUCCAGAAGUCAACCAAGGAAGUGCGCACCUCGAUUCGUCAGGUGGCAGAUGUGCAGAAGCGAGUGCAGGUGGACGUGAAGAUGUCUGUCCUGCAGAUAAUGAAGGAACUUAAUAAACGAGCCAGGGUGCUGGUCAACGAUGCACAGAAAGUCACCGAAGGACAGCAAGAGAAGCUGGAAAGGCAGCACUGGGCCAUGACAAAGCUCCAGCGCCACCAGGAGCAUAUCUUGCGCUUUGCAAACUGGGCUCUAGAGAGUGAUAACAACACUGCCUUGUUGCUUUCAAAGAAGCUGAUAUACUUUCAGCUACACAGGGCUUUGAAAAUGAUUGUGGAUCCAGUAGAGCCCCAUGGGGACAUGAAAUUCCAAUGGGACUUAAAUGCCUGGAUCAAAAGUGCAGAGACAUUUGGUCAGAUCGUCUCAGAGCGGAGCGGUUUGCCAGUGACUGCCAAUUCACAGCCUCCCCAACAGCGGGCCAAUGCUAACUCUACUUCAGCUGGCGGCGUGGCUGUCCGGCAGGGCUCUGUUCCACCUUCUCAGGGUGUCCAACAGAUGUCUCUGCAGACAAGCAUAAUGAAUAAGGGAGCUCUGCUUCAGCCUGUGCUGCCUUCCAACAGCCAGCGGCAGGCCAUCCCUGACUGCUAUAUCAAUGAUGCCAGUGCCUCUUCUGCUGGACAGCCAAUGGACAUCGGUGAUGGCUUUGGUGUAGAAGGAUCAUACUCUGGUGAAAUGUCUGGAAUGAAGAGGUCCCGUGGGCAAGAUGGAGAGGGUACUUUACGCAAAGUACCCCGUGUCAGUCUAGAGCGGCUGGAUGUGGACCUGACAUCAGAUAACCAGCCACCUAUCUUCAAAGUCAUGCAGCGCCCUACUACUGAAGAUUACAAUAUCUAUGUGAUUGAGCAGGGGGGCCAGCCAGGAGGUCUUCAGCCAGGAGGUCUUCCACCUGCAGUGAAGGAGGAGCAGAUGGAGGCGGCUAUUGAACAUCCACUUUUAGCUGCAGAUACUAAAGACACCAAACCAGUUUUGCCCCAGGAUGCUCUUCUUCCGGAAGGCUCCUCAGCUCCUCGGCUAAUUUCCCCCAGUGGCAGCACCAGCUCUGCUAUGGAAAUGCAGUCUGUUCACAGCCAUGAUGGCACAGCCAAUGGGGAAGAAGCUGCCUUCUGCAGGAUCUGCCUGAAAGCUGGUGCUGUGGUCAUGUGUGAUGGCUGCAAGAAGUGCUAUCACCUGGAUUGCCAUCUGCCUGCCCUUCAGGAUAUUCCUGGCCGGGAUUGGAAGUGUCUACUGUGUGAGGAUCCUGUUGUAGCCAUCGAAGAGGAUGGAACUGACUUGACUCCAAUCUUCAUAGAUGGGGAGCCAAAGACUCUCUCAGUUGCGGACCAGAAGAGAUGUGAACGAGUUCUCCUUGAGUUACUGUGUUUCGAGCCAUGCAGGCCUCUUCAUCGACUCUCCAAUGCUACAGAGGGGCAGAACACAAUUGACUUGACCUUGAUUAGAGCUAAGCUGCAACGGAAACUCUCUCCACCCUAUACCUCUCCUGAUGAAUUUGCAGAUGAUGUCUGGAAGAUGGUCAGGCAAUUCAAUACACUGACAGAGGACAAAGAAGAUGUCCAGUCCAUCAUUGUUCUGCAGCGCUUCUUUGAGGCGAAGUUAAGUGCUGCUUUUGGCGACCGGAAAUUUUCAGCACUGCGCGAACCCAUCAACGUGGAUGAACCGCAGAAAGAAAGUACCCUUCCUCCUCGUGGCUCCCUCCUUACUGAUUUGGGUGAGGCAACUACUUCUAAGCCUGAAGGGAGUGGUGGGGAUGAGGGAAUGGCAGCUUGAGGAGCUGCCACUUGUUAAAAUGGACCAGCAUUCCAAGGAGGAGAGGAAUUGGGGGAGCUACCAUCUUGAAGCUGCUCUUACCUGUCCCCACCCUCCACUUUUCUGGUCCCCCCUUUAUUCCCUUGCACCUCUCUGCCUUUUUUAUUUUUUUGAGAGUUAUUGUAGAACUUGGCAGCUUAGAUAAUGGUUAUAAAUGGUCUAAACUGUUCUCUUUUUUCCCUUCCUCCCCCCCCCUUUUUUUUUGGCUUGACAAAUUUUAUGCCCUUGUUCUGAGAGAUACACUUUGUGUUUUUUGUAUUGAAAUGGAAACGAAUGAAUAGAAGAAAUCCAGAACCCUAUGCCCUGUUCUCCUCUCAGACUCCUUUCUUGCUCCUAGUGGGAACAAAGUAGUGGUUCCCCCCCUUUUUUUAAAUCAUGCCCCAACAUUACCAAGAAGGAGGUUGUGGCCCAAACAUAAAAUUUGAUCUUUUUCAUGAAAUGGGUACAAAUGUGUUGCCAUAAUUAUCUUGACAGAUGCAUUUACUUUGGGGCCUCCUUGACACCUGUCUUUCUAAGGUGGUGGUUAUUCUUUUUGAACUCUUUUCAUGUGUCCAAACAAGGCUCCUUUGCUUUUCAUUCAUCUUGUUCAAGAGGAGACAUGUCUGUUUUCAUAGGUCAAGGUAGAUGUAGGUUUUUAAAUCCAGUUGUCCCUUCUGUGUAGCCGUAUUUUCUGGCUGUACGUAUCUUCAAAUGCUUUCUGGCACAGUAGUUUAUCCUCACUAUCCCAAGAGCCUUUCUCAUGGAAAUGUGCUUUUCUUUUUUUGCUUAUGUAUAUUUUAGACUUUGCUUCUUUCAUGUUCAAAAAAUAAACAAUGUUUGCAACUUG
Pogona vitticeps (central bearded dragon) is the source of this 3481-nucleotide messenger RNA. It is a transcript of the gene TRIM28, whose product is annotated as tripartite motif containing 28. Gene Ontology annotation, cellular component: chromatin. Gene Ontology annotation, molecular function: zinc ion binding; transcription corepressor activity; protein binding. Lineage: Eukaryota; Metazoa; Chordata; Lepidosauria; Squamata; Agamidae. The record is from RefSeq and is a predicted model, not a curated record.